Molecule: messenger RNA, 489 nt
Organism: Laetiporus sulphureus 93-53
Lineage: Eukaryota; Fungi; Basidiomycota; Agaricomycetes; Polyporales; Laetiporaceae
Product: GCN5-related N-acetyltransferase
Exons: 2
Coding region: 1-489 (162 amino acids)
Molecular function (GO): acyltransferase activity, transferring groups other than amino-acyl groups
Source: RefSeq, a predicted model, not a curated record
AUGGACGGCGUGCUGAUUUGCAGGGUUUCAGAAGAUGAGACCGUCUCUUUGCGACAUUCCGUGCUGUGGCCGAAUCAUCCUGUAUCGCAUGUGCUCUUACCUGAGGACUCUAACGGCUUUCACUACGGCGCAUUCCUGCCCUCUCACAGUUUACCGGUCGCAGUCAUCUCCUUAUUCAAAGACAAUCUGUCUGUUAGCGAUCAUCUGAAUGGCGACGAGCGUCGGACCGUGCUUGCGGCCCGCUUUCGAAAGUUCGCCUGCGACCCAUCGCACCGUAACCGCGGGAUUGGAACAAAGCUACUGCAGCACGCCUUCGCGAUGGCUCGCUCUGAGAUGGAUUGUGAUGUGAUCUGGUGCGACGCCAGGGUAUCUACUGCGGAGUGGUAUGAACGCAGAGGGAUGGCUCGCUUUGGGGAGGUAUUCUACAAGGAAGACAUUCCCUACAUUCGCAGGAAGGCGACUCUCUAUGAUAAUGCUCGCCAAUUAUGA